UUGAGCACGAAUACAUUCGCAGUAUUUCGUCAGUUGCAAAGCCCGCAAAAGUUGUGACCUCCUCCAUCAUUGUCGGAUUGGGAAAACUCUUGCGUGCUGGUUGUGCUAGAAAACUAGUUUUCCUGUGAGUUUUAUUUUUAUUUAUUGGAAGUUGGAGCUCUCUGAUUGUCGUUUGUUUUCUCGUCAACCGUUUGUGUCAGUCAAUUUGAAAUUCGCCCUACACAACUAAGACUACCGAGUAAAGAAAAAGACGGACUGUUUUGUGUCGCGAGAAGAUAUAAAGAGUAAGAAGAACCAUUGGUAGGAGUCGGUUGCUGGUAUCCUUGGAAUUUGUUGGUAUCUAUUGGAAGCAGUUUGGAAUCCGGCCAUUCAUAAUGAGCUCUAUAAAACCAGAUGAUAAGUCGAGUGAUAUCCCGGAGAAAUUGUACGAUGCUACCACGAAACGAAACUACAAAAGAUUGCGAUUUUUCGGCAAGGGUGGUUUCGCAAAAUGUUACGAGAUUAUGGAUGUAGUUUCGGGCGAAGUGUACGCCGGGAAAAUUGUAUCCAAAAAGCUCAUGAUGAAACACAACCAGAAAGAGAAGAUGACUCAAGAAAUCACAAUUCAUCGUUCACUAAACCACAAAAAUAUUGUUGGUUUCCACAGUUUUUUCGAUGAUCCGUUGAAUAUUUAUAUUGUCUUGGAACUGUGCAAGAAACGAUCCAUGAUGGAGCUGCAUAAGCGUCGAAAAGUCAUAACCGACUACGAGUGCCGCUACUAUAUCCAUCAGGUGCUGACAGGAGUGAAAUAUUUGCACGAAAGGCAUAUCAUCCAUCGGGAUCUCAAGUUAGGUAAUCUGUUUCUGAACGACGAUUUACACGUUAAGAUAGGAGAUUUCGGACUGGCUACUAAGAUCGAAUAUGAAGGUGAACGCAAAAAGACGCUUUGCGGAACACCGAAUUACAUCGCUCCGGAAAUCCUUAAUAAAAAAGGUCAUAGCUAUGAGGUUGAUAUUUGGUCAAUCGGUUGCGUUAUGUAUACGUUGCUUGUCGGUCAGCCACCAUUCGAAACGAAAAGUCUGAAGGAUACCUACACUAAGAUCAGAAAAUGUGACUACCGUAUACCGGCGACAUUGCGAUCAAGUGCAGCCGAAAUGAUCUGCUCUAUGUUACAAUCAGAUCCUAUUAAGCGACCAAGCGUUGGACAACUCUUUGAUUACGACUUUAUCUCCAGUUGCCACAUUCCAGCAUCACUGCCAAUCUCUUGUUUAACGAUGGCUCCUCGAGCUGAUCAACUGGAAUCCACGGAUCGCACGGGUAGGAAACCACUUUCUGAAGUGAAUGAUGACACUCGAUUUGAAUCAUCAUUUCUUAAGAACAAUUUGCACGAUGCAAUCACGGCUUCUGGUACAAUAUCGCGGCACAACGAGGGUUACCGUACUGAUAUUGAUAACCUUUACAAACAGUUGAGUUCACUGAUUGCGUCGAAACCUCCUAAAUUGAUGGCCAAUUUGGACGAUGAAAAUACCGAUCCGGCCGUACAGCCACUGUUCUGGGUGUCGAAAUGGGUCGACUACAGUGACAAAUACGGCUUUGGUUAUCAGCUGUGCGACGAAGGGAUGGGAGUGAUGUUUAAUGACACCACUAAAUUGAUUAUGCUUGCCAAUGGACUCAACGUACAUUUCAUUGACAAGGAAGGAGUGGAAACGUACAUGGAUACACAUAACUAUCCUCCUCAAAUGGAGAAGAAAAUGAAACUUCUGUCCUAUUUUAAACGCUACAUGACAGAACACCUUGUCAAAGCCGGUGCCGGAGCUGUAAACAUUGAAAGUGAUCAAAUCUCUCGUAUUCCUCAUCUGCAUACUUGGUUCCGUACGAUGUGUGCGGUGGUAAUGCACUUGACCAAUGGCACUGUUCAGCUUAAUUUCUCCGAUCAUCAAAAAAUUAUCCUGUGUCCACUGAUGCGAGCUGUAACGUUGAUGGAUAAUAACAAGAACUUCCGAACAUACCGCUUUUCCACCAUCCAAGAACAAGGAUGCUCAAGCGAUCUGUACCAGAAAAUCAGAUACGCCCACGAGAAACUAAAGAAACUGUUGGAAAAGCUGACGUAGAUUACAACAGUUUUCCUGCGGUGACAUGAAGUUUGAUAGCUCAAUUUAGCAGCAACGUUUUCUCAACACGACAAUUAACCGGUGACGCAGUGCUUUGCGAUCAGUUUCUCUUUGGAAUUAUUUUUACGUCCUGUUUAGUAUGCUAUAAAGAUCUAGAUUUAUGUUAUUUUCCGCGUAAUAAACGAAUAAAUGUGUUGUAGGAACGCUGUUACCGGAAUAUCUGCCUUUCUUUGAAUUUUGCAGAGGGAUUCAUAUGACCGUAAUAUCGAAAAAGAAAAAAAGAAAUAUAUUCAGUAUUCCUAACAGUUGAAAACAUAGAUAGAACAAACUGUGCCUUCUUUCGUAACAGGGCUACGGCGUAUGAAGUUAUCCUUUAAGUCCGUUUUCCUUGUGGUGGAAAAUGAAAUCGGUCUAUACAAGCCUAGCUAUCUUAUCGAUCUGCUAAGCUCGUUUUAAAUCAUUACUCGUAACAGUACAAAUUUGUGCAGAGAAGCGGAUGAAACCAGUAAUACCUUGAACUUUGUCGAUUCCAUUUGUGAGGAGUAUGAUAGCGUUAAGUUAAGCGUUGUAGAUAAAUAAUCGAUUUUAAAAUAAA
Malaya genurostris is the source of this 2685-nucleotide messenger RNA. It is a transcript of the gene polo, whose product is annotated as serine/threonine-protein kinase polo. Gene Ontology annotation, cellular component: cytoplasm; spindle pole; nucleus. The coding region runs from base 375 to 2090 and encodes 571 amino acids. The record is from RefSeq and is a predicted model, not a curated record. NCBI's taxonomy places the organism in Eukaryota, Metazoa, Arthropoda, Insecta, Diptera, Culicidae. Gene Ontology annotation, molecular function: ATP binding; protein binding; protein serine/threonine kinase activity. Gene Ontology annotation, biological process: mitotic cell cycle; regulation of cytokinesis; protein phosphorylation. The transcript has 6 exons.